Dovyalis caffra is the source of this 1179-nucleotide messenger RNA. The record is from the annotation of a GenBank genome assembly. NCBI's taxonomy places the organism in Eukaryota, Viridiplantae, Streptophyta, Magnoliopsida, Malpighiales, Salicaceae.
AUGCUCUGUCUCUCAAGCAUCAGUUUUUCAGUGUCUUCCCUUCAUAAUAGAAAUCCAGUUGAAGGGUUCACGGAUUGCCCGCCAGUUAUUGAGCUUGCUUCUUUGUUUGGGUUUGAUUUGAAAUCUAAAGUUGUUGCGGGUUCUGAUCCUGGAUCAUGUCUGUUCGAGCAAAAAGUCGCUAAUUUUCAAGAUUUUGUGGUUCCAAGUGGUGAUUCCUCUGUUUUUUCAAGUUCUGGGAAGAGUAGGCAAGGAGUGUAUGAGCAGUUAGUGGAGCUGGGAAAGAGGGGAAUGGUGAGAGUAAAUGGAGAUGGAACUGAAUUGGGGCCUCUCACACCACCUAGUAGAUGUGCAGGGCAGAGGAAUUUGGAGAGUCUUGAAUUUGAGAAUGGGGAUGAAGAAUCGUUGCACCAGCAAACACCAUUUACCUCUUUGCUUAUGUUGCCAAAUCAUGUAGAUGCAACAGAGAGUGACUGUGUAUCUGAUCUAGAUUUCUUGUGGGAUUGCAGUUCUACUUAUCAAGAAGCUCAGGUAUGGGAUUUUCAAGUUGGAACAUCAAAAGAUUGUUCAGAACCUGGUCCACAAGGAGAAGGAUAUGAUGUAAAGGAUCCUGGUUUCGUGAUCAAGAACUAUGUCGACUUUACUGAAGAAGGUGCCUUCACAACACAGAAAGUAAUGGGUGAUGCUCAUUUGAUGAGCCGCUGCUCUACAACUAGUGAGGAUAACUUCUCAAGAAAUGUAAGCUACUCCACUGAAGUUAAAAGUUUCUCCAACCAACAAUUGUCAAGUUACAAACCAGCAACAGAAAUAGGACUGUCACCGGAAUCGAUGACAGGUGAGCCCAAAACAUGCAGUAGCACUGCACAUAUCCAGGUCACGGAUCAGCCUUUUCUCGCAUGGAUUGAGACUCUAAAUGAGACGAAACAAAUGGGUGACGCAGAACUUUUUGCACAGAACAGAGGCAACGCCAUGUUGCGAUACGAUAAACGUAUCCGUUAUGAAUCAAGGAAGGCUAGAGCUGAUACGAGAAAGCGAGUGAAAGGGCGAUUCCAGCCAGCUGGAUCUGGACUUGCUGUAUAUGAUGGAGGCUUGUGGCCUAAUAGUUGGGAAGGGAGACUUGAAUUGAAUGCUAUCAUCCAGGUACCAGGCUGUCUUGUCCUGAGUAACAUGCUGCAUCGGUAA